Solea solea (common sole) is the source of this 2956-nucleotide messenger RNA. It is a transcript of the gene las1l, whose product is annotated as LAS1 like ribosome biogenesis factor. NCBI's taxonomy places the organism in Eukaryota, Metazoa, Chordata, Actinopteri, Pleuronectiformes, Soleidae. Gene Ontology annotation, biological process: maturation of LSU-rRNA; maturation of 5.8S rRNA. The record is from RefSeq and is a predicted model, not a curated record. Gene Ontology annotation, cellular component: Las1 complex; preribosome, large subunit precursor. The transcript has a single exon. Bases 175 to 1926 code for a protein of 583 amino acids. Gene Ontology annotation, molecular function: endonuclease activity.
CAUCCGGGAUUUGAUGUUUCCUUUAGACUCGAUAACUCGUAGUUCGUGGUGUUUUGUUCACGUUGCGAGAAAGAAGAAAUAACUCGGUUUGAGAGGAAGAAACCGACGUGAUUGUAAGUUCUUAAAGCAGGUUUCUGUGAAUCCACUGAAGUGUGCGCCGCGUCCACCGCGAACAUGAAGAAGAAAAGCUCGGAGAAGAGGCGCCAUGUGGUCGCGUGGCUCAACAAAGCUGAGUGGGACCAGGUUCUGGAGUAUCUUUACUCCAAAGACUCGUCCUUACAGCGGUUUGCACUGCAGAGAAUCUCCGCCUGGAAGUGCAGGUACGCCAGCAGCUGCCCCGUGGCCGUGGACUGCACCGCGGACCUGGUGCGGUGUCAGGUGCUGGACCGGACUGCACAGCUGAGCGCAGACGACCUGGUCCUGCUCUACGGAGCGGCUCUGGUUCGGUUCGUGAACCUGAUCACUGAGCGUCAGCAGGGUAAAAUGGCCCGGCCUUUAAGGAGACUGGCCGGAAACCUCAACAUCCCCGAGUGGGUAGUCAACCUGAGACAUGACGUCACGCACCGUAAGCUUCCCACCCUGAAGUGGUGCAGAAAAGGUUGUAAGGUGGUCUUGGAGUGGCUCCAACACGAGUACUGGUCCAGGCAGCUGGGAGGAGGCCCGAGUGAGGACUGGGACACGCAGCUGGAUGGAGAAGACGAGGGGAUGGACCUGAAACGUCAGGAGGACGAGCUCAUUGCGAGGCAGAAAGAAAUGGAGGUGUACAAGAACGCUCGUGAACUCCUGAUUUCCUUCGAGAAGGAGCAGUACCAGACUUUAAAUGAGCUCCCUGAUGCUAAAGACAGCAGCCAGUGGCCGGAGCCCUUCGCAGACAUGAGCUGGUUACUGGGUGAGAUCAAGCAGUUUGCUCUGGAGUCCAGUGAGCUGCUGUUCGAUGUGAUGUUGGAAGAAGGAUUUAUGGUUCCUACUGUUGAACAACUGGAGACAUUAGGCUGCAAAACUUCUGCCAGUGAUUCCAAACCUAAACUCCCUCUAGCUGUGCAACGUUUCUGGCUGCCCCUCCUGAAGAUGCUCAACUCCCCAGUCUUCGUUCACCUCCUCCUCGAGAAGCUCUUUGCCGAGCUGAAGCUGCUCUCCAAGGAGCCCAACGACCACAGGGCUUUCUACUUGUCUGCGUGGAUUUCUGAAUUCCUCCUCUGCAACAAGAAGUCCGAGAUCGGCAGUGAGACCAAGAACCAGAAGAAGGCCAGAACGAAAGACAAGAUCUUUGUGAAUCGCCUCCAGCUGAGGUGGCAGCAGCUGCUCUCUGCCUGCCUGGACGCCCCCGGUGCCAGCACGCCUCACUUACUCCAGUUAAUCCUGGAUGAUAUGGAGCAUCCUCUGCCCCAGGAAACCAGACAGGGGCUCCUCAAGCUCUGCUCCAUCUACACGCAGACAAACUCACACUCAAACUUUGACCCUUACACGGAGCAGCAGCAGGAGCAGCAGCAACGACGACGACGACGACAGCAGCAGCAGCAGCCCGUAUACACUCUGGAGAGUUUGCACGAGAAGCUGCGGUGUUUGCGGCGCCAAGGCCACCCUCUGCAUUCCCAGGCUCACUCUGAGCGGAGCGAGUUCCACGCGUCGGCCGACAGUUUGGCAGACACGGCAAGGGUUCUGCGAGGUUCUCCGUGGCAGGUGUGCGUUGAUAAGGUUUCAUGGAAGGACAUUCCUCUGGGUAAAGUCCCCGGACAGUCAGAUGACCCCGCGUGCCUCAUGUUGGAAAACUACUCGACAAUGACAGUGUUUGACCAGCCGGUGGAGAUGGAGAGCAGUGUGGCCCACGGUGCCACGGGAGCGUCCGUGCCAGUGAGGGCGGCAGAUGGCCUCCUGUGGAGCCACAGUGACGUGAACAAGCUGAAGUCUGGACUGCAGCUUUUUUAACUUCAGACUUCACAGCUGCUCACUCAUCACCAAACUGUCUCUCUAAAAAUCAUCAAAACCUUCACUUUGUUAAGGCACAAAACAAGAUUGUUACGCAGGUGUUGGACUGUAGAUGGACUGGUUUAGGGGCUGCAACUCACAAACAUUAGUCAUGUAAAAUGUCAUCAAAGUGGACAUUAUCAAAUAUUUUCUCCUAAAACCUAAGAUAUUCAAUUUUACUGUCAUAGAAAUGCAACUAAACCUAAAAAAAAGUAUAUAAUUAAGUUAAUUAAAUAAUUAAAACAAGCUCUUCAGUUUUUCUGCUUCACAAAUGUGAUUAUAUUCUGGUUUUAUUUGCUCCAUAUCACAAAGAAACCAUUAGAACCGAAUAACUGUAGACAUCUGAGGACAUUUUAUUGACCAAUUGCUCAAUGAAUUGAGAUAAUCAAUGACAUAUUAAUCGACUAGGAAAAUGAUUGUAUGUCGCAGCCUUAGAUGGCAACUAAUGAUUGUUUUUAAAUGACUGUUUGCACUAGGGCUGAACAAUUUUGAACAAAUAUCUAAUUGCGAUUAUUAUGACAGCGAUUGUGAUAAGAUUUGCAAUAUCAGAGGGAAUGGUAAUUUUUCUUCAUUCUGCAGAAUAAGAUGUGUAUAGAUCAUGACAUGAUAAUUAAUCUAAAAUGAUGUUUUUGUUGUGAUUUCGAUAAGAUUUAGAUUAAUUGUUCAGCCUCUAGUAUGCACCACAUUUCAUGAAGUAACAUAAAGUCCACAGAAGUGAAGCCCUCGGUUUGUUCAUCUGGCCAAGUCUUAGUCAUUUUAAGCCUUUGUGUCAUUUACUGUGUUUACAUUAUUUCUAGUACAAUUCAAACCAUAGAAAGAGUUCAGAUUUUAAAUUCGUCAUAUAAGAGGGUGACAUGCAAAUGUAAUGUAUUUAUUUUCCUUUCUCUCAUCUGUCAUACAAGUUCAGUUUCUGCUAAUACACUUGUCUAUUGGAGAACAUGAGCUCUAUCUUCUGUUGUGCACUUAUGUUAAAUAAAAAGUUUUUUCUCUC